AUGGAGAAGCAGACCGACGUGAUGGCCAGCGCCUUCACGUCCGGCUAUCCAGUUCGGCAACAGGUCAUCGUUGGCCUGAUCGCUGUCUUAGAAUCCGGCACAUCGAGGGUCACGUCAACCCGGAAGUUGCAGAUGCGCACCGCCCUGCACGCGAUCAUCGGCCAGUGGGUCGAUCUGAGAAACGCUGGGGUUGAGGAGAAGCACGUGUACCACGAGGUCACGUACAGUGCUGUUGGUUGUGAGGAGGCAGAGGACGAUGAGCGCCAGCUUCGCGAUCGGUUGACGAUGCUGGGUGGACAGGAGGAGGCUGCGGGUGCGCAGUCGUCGGCCAUGAGACUGCGUGAUGAUGCCAGUCAGGAAGCGGUUGUGAUUGCGCACAAGGACACCAUCGAUGCCGAAAUCAGGGACAUUGAGUCCCAGCUCAGUCGGAGGAGUCAAGACAUUCGCUUCCGCACGGCUCGCGCUCUGAGUGACAUCCUUGAGGCUGCGCAAUGGGGUAGCUCUUCGGCAGAGGAUGGAAGCAGCAGCGUGGACCUCUCCGGAAGGACGUUGCAGACAGCGAUCGACGGCAUGAAGGCUAUCUGCACGCCAAUCGACGCCCAGCUCGGGAGGGCAGAUUACGGAGUGUCAGGCACUGGGGAUGACGGAGGUCAAGAGGACGAGCAGGAUGGUGGGCAAGAAGAUGGCCAGGAUGGCGACCAGAAUGGCGACCAGAAUGGCGAGCAGGACGAGGAGUCGGAUGCGAGCGUAAAGUCGGUCCAAAGCGUCCGAGACAAACGCUUCGGGAAGAAGCGUCCCGACUACACCGAGGAUGAAGAUGAGAUCCUCAUCAACAUUCACCUCGACAACCCGACGGCCACGUACCAGGUCCAGGCCAACAUGCACAACGCCCACAUGACAAAGAAGUGGGCUCAAGAAGGCCGGGGGUUGUGGCGCGAGCGUACAAGAGCUGCAGUCCAGAAGCGCAUCGCUGGCUUCCGUGAGAAGGGCUUGCUCUGA
Messenger RNA from Saxophila tyrrhenica, 999 nucleotides. RefSeq lists its product as uncharacterized. The transcript is spliced from 2 exons. Lineage: Eukaryota; Fungi; Ascomycota; Dothideomycetes; Mycosphaerellales; Extremaceae. The record is from RefSeq and is a predicted model, not a curated record. The coding region runs from base 1 to 999 and encodes 332 amino acids.